AUGGAAGUCGUGUCAGUGGAUAAGCAUCAGAACGAUCGUUGGCGUGAAUUGAGACAUCUUACAGAUGUUAAAUCAGCUUUUGCUCAUCCUGCUUUUGAACCUGGACCGCAAAAUAUGACGGCAGUACAAAACUGUCGUGUAUUGGUUGUUGGAGCUGGUGGUUUAGGAUGCGAAUUACUGAAGGAUUUAGCACUGUCAGGCUUUCGAAGAAUCGAAGUUAUUGACAUGGAUACAAUCGAAUUGUCCAAUUUAAAUAGACAGUUCCUUUUUAGAGAAACAGAUAUUGAUAAAUCCAAAGCCGAAGUAGCGGCAGCAUUUGUUCAAAAGCGAAUUCCAGACUGUCCUGUCAUCGCGCAUAAUUGCAAAAUAGAAGAUAUGGAUGAUCAGUUCUAUCGAUCGUUUGACGUUAUUAUCUGUGGCUUGGAUUCUGUCACUGCAAGAAGAUGGCUCAGUGCUAAAUUAGUGAGCUUGGUCGAAUUUGAUUCUGAUGGAAAUCCAUUUGGAAUUAUACCAUUAAUUGAUGGUGGAACAGAAGGAUUCAAGGGCAGUGCUCGAGUAAUAUUACCAUGGAUAACUGCGUGUGUCGAAUGUGCGAUUGAUCUCUAUCCUCCACAAACCAGUUUCCCAUUGUGCACAAUAGCAAAUACUCCACGGCUUCCGGAGCAUUGUAUCGAAUAUGUGAGAGUAUUACAGUGGCCACAAAAUAAACCAUUCAAUGGUGAAACAUUAGAUGUUGAUAACAUGAAACAUGUGGAUUGGGUAUAUAAAGCUGCUUUGGAAAGAGCUAACAAAUAUAAAAUCGAGGGCGUCGAUCUAAGACUCACGAAAGGUGUCUUAAAGCGAAUAAUCCCCGCCGUUGCUUCCACCAAUGCUGUAAUUGCUGCAUCUUGCGCAUUGGAGGCUUUGAAAUUAGCUUCGAAUAUUGCUUGUCCUAUGCAAAACUACAUGAAUUUUACAAAUAUUGAUGGCAUUUAUUUAGGAGUUGUGGAAUUGGAAAGAGCGAGAAGUUGUUCAGUUUGUGGAGAACAAGCACGGUAUAUAGAUGUUUCGGUGCAGAAAACAUUGCGCUCUUUACUGAAUGAAAUCACGGAGAAAUUUCAGCUCUGUAAUCCUUCGGUGCAAACAGCAAAAGAAAAGUUAUAUAUGAAGAGCGAUUUAAUACCUGCAAUGAAUGAAAUCAGUGCUGCCAACUUGUCAAAAACUUUGAAAGGCAAUAGACUUAACGAAAAAUUUCAAGAUCUUGGUCUAGAAAAUGGUGACGAACUCCUGAUUGCUGAUGAAACAAGAGUGCAACCAAUUUCUCUGCGUAUCCGAUACCGAGAGAACUGA
This is a messenger RNA of Thelazia callipaeda (thelaziosis nematode), 1329 nucleotides long. The record is from the annotation of a GenBank genome assembly. Lineage: Eukaryota; Metazoa; Nematoda; Chromadorea; Rhabditida; Thelaziidae.